Exserohilum turcica Et28A is the source of this 1371-nucleotide messenger RNA. RefSeq lists its product as uncharacterized. The transcript is spliced from 4 exons. The coding region runs from base 1 to 1371 and encodes 456 amino acids. Gene Ontology annotation, biological process: 3-(3-hydroxy)phenylpropionate catabolic process. Gene Ontology annotation, molecular function: FAD binding; 3-(3-hydroxyphenyl)propionate hydroxylase activity. The record is from RefSeq and is a predicted model, not a curated record. Lineage: Eukaryota; Fungi; Ascomycota; Dothideomycetes; Pleosporales; Pleosporaceae.
AUGUCAUCUGAAUCUGUCAACAAAGACGCCAAAGCUGGAGGCAUCAGUCCAAAUGGCGAAACAAUCCCUGUUAUCAUCGCAGGAGCAGGUCCCGUCGGUUUACUGCUCGCUCUCCUCCUUGCUCGGAAAGGCAUAGCUUCCAAGGUGUUCGAAAGGGGCUCAGAGGUAGAUACCUCUCCUCGAGCGGCAGACGCAGGAAUUUAUGAUAUUGUUCGCGAACGUGGGUUUCAAUCGGGUGGCCAUGUCUGGCGUAAACCUAUCGUUGACGACGGCAAGGGCGGAAAAGCCUUGGGACCAGCGAUAGCGGAACUGAAGUUGGGUGAACCAGGACCGGACGGAUCGUAUAAGGACGGCGAAUGCUGUAUCAUCUUCACGCAGGGUCGCUUAGUUCAAGUGCUGCUAGAGGAAGCAGCAAAAACAGGCCUUGUCGAGAUUCUUUUUAGCACGCCUAUUACAGGAAUCGAGCAAGAUGAAAGUGGUGUCACUGUUCAGGUUGAGGCCUCCGGACAGCCUCAAUCAUUCAGGUCCCGUGGACAUUCAUGGCCUGAGAGGCUCAUUGCGGUAGAUGUGCUGCGCACGCUACCCAAGCUCGAAGAAACUCCGGCUUAUUUCGCAGUCGACAAGGUUCACUGGGGGGUGAUCAUACCACUUGAACCGAUUUUUCCGGGAAAACCUGGGCUGUGGCGCUAUGGAAUGGCUAUUCCUGAUGAAAAAAUGACCGCCGAAGAGGCGCAGGACCCUAAAUAUGUGGAAGAACUCCUCCUCCGUUACAUUGAUGGUCCACGGCCUGUUGAGCAUACUGUGGUUCGCAGCCGUUUGUAUCGACUACACCAGCUCUUGGCAAGUACCAUGCAUCGAGGCAGAGUCCUUCUCGCUGGCGAUGCAGCGCAUGUCAACAGCCCUGUUGGUGGCCUUGGAUUGUGUACAGGCUUACUGGAUGUUGACAUUCUCUCUCAAGCACUUGAUUUGAUCCUCAAUCAUGACUAUCACGAUCCGCAAGAUCUGCUGGCCGAAUACUCUGCAGCUCGACGAUUUGUCUUUCAAAAUUUCAUAAACCCCACCAGCACCGCCAAUAAGCUUCGCCUCCACGAAAGUGAUCCGGACAACGCCGCCCAGGAGGAUUGGUUCUUGCGGAUGGUACGGAAAGGUGAUCGACAGGAGAUAGCCAAUGCGCUCGCACCACUCCAGCGGAGGCACGAAAAUUGGAGUGUGGUUGAAAUACCCAAGGUACAUUAUUGGGAUAUGGUCGUUUAUUACUAUUCAGAUGCUGUGGCAGCGAUGGGUUAUCGGAGCACAGAAGAAGAUAGGGAACAGGCUGAGACCCGCAAUCGGCAGUCGGGUGAGGUUCGAAUAGAUGAGAACAGGUUCUGA